AAAACCACCUAAGCUGUAUGGUUUGCCAAAAAUACACAAGGCUGAUGCUCCACUCCGUCCAAUUGUCAGCCAGAUCGACUCACCAACCUACAGACUGGCUAAACAUGUUGCCCAUGUACUUUCGCCACUGCGUGGACAAACCAGAGCACAUACACGGGAUUCGUACCACUUUGUUAAUGAGAUCAAACAUCUACAUCUCAGUGACAAUGAAACUAUGGUUAGUUUUGAUGUGCAAUCACUCUUUACAUGCUUACCGGUUGAAGAUUGCAUUAGUAUUGUGUCAAGAAAGCUGAAGGAAAAUGACAUGCCGAUAGAAUAUGCUGACCUUCUCAAGCAUUGCCUUACAUCUGGCUACAUGUUGUGGAAUAAUCAGUUCUACAAGCAAGUAGAUGGCGUAGCGAUGGGUUCACCAGUAUCCCCCGUUGUUGCCGACAUAUUUAUGGAGGACUUCGAGGAAACUGCUCUGCGUACCUCGCCCAUAACACCCAGGUUCUACAAACGGUAUGUAGAUGAUACUUUCACAAUAUUACCAUCUGAUAAAGUAUCCAUAUUCUUACAACAUCUUAACUCCAUAAAUUCCAAAAUUCAAUUCACAAUGGAGUUGGAGGCAAAUAAAUCUUUAGCUUUCUUAGAUGUAUUAGUCAUCCGUAAUCCCAACAAUACCUUAAGCCAUACAGUGUAUAGAAAGCAUACCCAUACGGAUAGGUACUUAAACGGCGAAUCACACCAUCAUCCUACACAGUUAGCUACCGUGGGUAAAUCUUUGUUUCAGAGAGCACGAGGGAUCUGCGAUGAGCGACACCUGGAGACCGAACUUCAACAUGUCAAGCAAGUACUGCGAGACAACAAGCUUCGGGUACCGCGUCCUCAUCGCAGUGAACGUGUGAAACCAGCCACCGUCGAACGAGUACCUGCUGUGCUACCUUUUAUGAAAGGGGUCACUGACAAGAUUGGCUUCAUCUUAAAGCGAGCUUCUACAAAAACUUUUUUCAAGCCGCCAAAAACGAUAAGUCAAUUUUUACCAUCUGUCAAGUGUCAUAUACCCUUACAAGAUGCAGGAGUAUACAAGCUUGAUUGUGACUGUGGUCUCUCUUAUAUAGGACAAACAAAACGAUCGAUCAAAACUCGCGUUAAGGAACAUAUAGCUGACUUAAAACAUCGUCGCUAUACUAAGUCUGCAAUCUGUGAACACAGUCUAGACACAGCUAGCCAUUAUAUUAGAUUCGAUAAACCACAGAUCCUCGCAAAAGAACACCGAUUCCAACCAAGGAUGAUCCGUGAGGCUAUUGAAAUUAAAAAACAUCCAAAUUUCAAUAGAGAAGAUGGCUGGCAAUUACCACCUGCUUGGGACCCCAUUAUUAAUAUAAUUAAAUCAAAAACCAAGCAUAAUUCACCACAGAUUAAAGACUCAAUUAGCACA
Messenger RNA from Melitaea cinxia (Glanville fritillary), 1420 nucleotides. RefSeq lists its product as uncharacterized. The record is from RefSeq and is a predicted model, not a curated record. The annotation marks the transcript as partial. The transcript has a single exon. NCBI's taxonomy places the organism in Eukaryota, Metazoa, Arthropoda, Insecta, Lepidoptera, Nymphalidae.